Molecule: messenger RNA, 1659 nt
Organism: Suillus subaureus
Lineage: Eukaryota; Fungi; Basidiomycota; Agaricomycetes; Boletales; Suillaceae
Product: peptide N-acetyl-beta-D-glucosaminyl asparaginase amidase A-domain-containing protein
Exons: 12
Coding region: 1-1659 (552 amino acids)
Source: RefSeq, a predicted model, not a curated record
AUGAGAGCAUUCGCACCACUGGCAGGUGUAUUGCUUGCCGCGCUCUCCAGUGCCCAGGUGCUUGUCGAUUUCCAAGUCGCUGAACCGCCUCCGGUUCCAAACAGUGGGCAACAAUGCACGAUGAUGAUUCUGGAGCGCACAUUUGGGAACUCAUACGGAGAUCCAGAGAUCGUCGAGUACACUCCGCCGACAGAUUGCGGGGCGGUCGGUUCCUGGGCAGCAGUAACACUCAAUUUCACAGUGACAUCAAACGGGACCCAGUAUGACCGCCUUGGAAUCUUCACGUUCCAGAACACGGAAAUCUGGCGCACUUCAACUCCAGAGCCAACCGAAAACGGUAUCAUUUGGACUUACACGAAAGAUGUCACUCGCUACAUUCCCUUGUUCGACAAGCCCGGAACUUUCAUUCUCGAGCUUGACAACAUCGUCACGUCCACUGACACUGGGCAAUAUGCGACUACACUUUAUGCAACUUUCUAUGCGUCGUCCGGGGAAUAUCCUACUGCUGGACAAUCUAAUAUGAUUGUGCCGAUAUCAACGAUGCUAAACAACACUGGCAACGAGGCUUCAGUCCCACCAGCAUUUUCUCUCAACGUGACGCUCCCGCAAAACACUGUUGAAAUCUACGCCGAGCUCUAUGCGUCCGGAAAUGGAGACGAGGAAUUCUGGUACUACAACACACCCGACGAAUACCUCGGAUAUCUUCCGCCUGGCACAACAUACGGUGGAGGCCCUUUCCGUGAGGUUCGUCUCCUCGUGGAUGGCCAAGUUGCUGGUGUAGCCUUUCCAUAUGCUGUCAUUUUCACUGGCGGCAUAAAUCCCGCAGUUUGGAGGCCCAUCACAUCAUAUGGUGCAAUUGAUCUUCCUACCUACUUCCUUGAUCUCACACCAUUUGCACCGGUGUUCGCCGACGGCCUCCCCCAUAAUGUGACCUUGGACGUCGCCUCCGCUGAAACAAAUCACACUCUCAACCAGAACUGGUAUGUUUCUGGACUCUUGCAGGUUGUCACGGACCCGUCGGGCAAACGAACGACGGGCAGCAUCACGACAUAUGAUGCUCAACCCUAUGCAAUAACGGAGACAACUGCGAGUAUCGGCGGCACAGAUGUCAAUAUUACGGUCAAUGCUCAGCGCUCACUCAAAAUCGAGUCUACCAUCGUCAGCGGUAGUGGGACGACAAACAAUGUCGUUUUCCAACAGAGCAUGGACUUCACAAACACGCAAUAUUAUCUCAAUGACGCCAAUAUUCAGAAUGUCGCGCAGAUAUCAUCUGGCUCAGUCAUCUCAACUCACAACGGAGUCUCAGUUCUUACCGACGACUUUAACUAUCCCCUGUACAUCAACGUGACAAUCCUGCUUGUCCCUGCGCCUUUCAUCUUGGGAUCCGACAUUAGUGAGCGCCAGCAGACAGCGGGUUACCUCACCAUCUCAACCACGGAAGUUACUGGUAACGGGACCAGCAACAACACCUUUUCGUACGUUGACACCAAGGGUAACACGUACGCUAGGGAUGUAGAGGCUGCAUACGACGUGAUCACCUAUGAUGAGCAGAGCGGCAGCCUUGCAACCACUCCCCUACCCGCAUUUCCUUUAAUUUCCAACGCACAGUCCAUUCCCGGUGCAAGACUCCCAGGUGGACAGGGUGUAUUUAACUCGUAG